AUGAUACAGGCGCUACAAAACCACCAGAAGAAAUGGCAGCGUAUCGAACUGGGUGAACCCAAGUUUAUCGAAUUCCCAGAUCCACACGAUACUGUGACCUACUUUGCGGAUAACCUGUAUGCCUACUAUCAUCGCACAGGAAGGGAGAGUGAUGGCUCUAGUUGCUGCACCCUUCGUCUUUAUCUAUUACCAUCUCUUAAUACGGGAAUCGAGUUCAACACUGGCACUAUGACAUCUUGGAUACCUUCGUGCGAGCCUUUGCAACGCAGCCCCGGAUUGACUUGUUGGUUCUUCUUGAGUCUUGUCCUUACCCGGAUGACCGAGGCCGUUUCCAAUUCAGAAGGCCCGGCCUUGAUUCCGUGGGAAGUCUGGGGAUCUUGCACAAUCUGUCUUCCCGACACCGAGCUCCCUGACAUAAUUUUGCAUGGAGGGAAGUACCUAUUCUUACGGGGUAGCUCCGCCCCUCAUUCUCCGGAUGAUUCAUUGUUUCCGAUACUAUCACAGGCGAAGGUCCCAAACAGCGGCAACUGGGUUUGUACAUCCAAGUCGAACCAGGACACUACAUCGAGAGAGCCUUCUUAUGCAUACACAAUAGACUGUCGCACCCCGGUACAAGAAUCGCACGAGCUCGGAAUACUUGGAGAGGCAUUGCCAGAUAUCCGUGCCUAUUGCAAGAAAACAGCGGUCAAUGUGGACGAAGAAACCAAGUGCAAUAUCAAUGACUAUGAUGUUAUGGCAAACGACGAGCACUUCGCGAUUUACACUUGGGAAAAUGAUACCAAGGAGAUCAGUGCGGUGUUUGUAUCUAUACGUUAUGACCGAUAA
Messenger RNA from Rhizoctonia solani, 825 nucleotides. RefSeq lists its product as uncharacterized. Lineage: Eukaryota; Fungi; Basidiomycota; Agaricomycetes; Cantharellales; Ceratobasidiaceae. The record is from RefSeq and is a predicted model, not a curated record. Bases 1 to 825 code for a protein of 274 amino acids. The transcript has 5 exons.